This is a messenger RNA of Mus musculus (house mouse), 40313 nucleotides long. RefSeq names its product leucine rich repeat containing 7 (gene Lrrc7). Lineage: Eukaryota; Metazoa; Chordata; Mammalia; Rodentia; Muridae. The record is from RefSeq and is a predicted model, not a curated record. Bases 21129 to 25742 code for a protein of 1537 amino acids. Gene Ontology annotation, cellular component: postsynapse; postsynaptic density; cytoplasm. The transcript has 26 exons.
GUCCUCAUGAUAAAGUGUACUUCUUAUCAUAAUCAACUCUCUCAUAACAGCUUCUGAUUUUGUCGAUUUUAAUUGUUGUGUUGUUUUUGUGGGUUUUUUUUUUACAUGAAAGGACUCCCAUCCCUUUAUUUUCACUAUAUGUGCAAUCUUAAAGCUAAACUGACUCUCCUAUGUGAACAAUGUGGUUGGGUCUCCUUUCUGGUCACUUAAGGUUAAAUUUGUUUCUCUGGCAGGUGAAAUUCCUUUUCAUUCUGGGUUAUUAUUAAGGAGUCUCACUUGGGCAUUGUUUUGUUUUCUUAUUGAUCUGUGAAUCUUCUGGUCUUACUAUUAUCCUUUUGUUUUUUAACCUUGUGGUUUGAUGUUUUUGUUUUUUGUUUUUUCUGUUGUUGCAUGCUUGAAUUCCCUUUUCGAACUUGUGUUUUAAUCAUUUCUUGUUUUGUAUUUGAAAAACCUUACAGAAGCAUUCUUAUAGAACUCUAGACUAUUUUAAACUAAUACUGAUUUUGAUUAUAUAUAGGCAUUGUUUACCUUCCCCCUCCCAAUCUUUUAUGUAUUAUAGUAAUUAUUUUCAAGCAUUUUUACUUUUAAUGUAUAUACUGGAAAUUUGAAAUACAUUAUCCUUAAGGUAUUGAAGCAUUUUAAAUUUGAUUUGAUUAUGGAUUUACCUCUCUGCCUUCGGGCAUUACGUUUUCAAGUGUUUUCUUGGGCAUAAUAAUCUUUAUUUCCAGUUGAAACACAGUCUUCUAGGAACCUGCUGAUGCUGGUGGGGUGAUUACAAAUUUCUCACUUCUGCUUGACUGAGACUUUUACUCUUUCAUUUCUGGAAGAAAGAUUUGUUAGGUAUGGCAUUCUUGACUACCAGAGUUAGGGUUAGGCUUAGGUCUUCUUCCCACACUUGGAAUAUGUCAACCAAUUUUCUUCUGACAUGAGGAAGCUGCUAACAGUAUAAUGGGGACUUGCUUAUUUGUUACUACACAGUUUUCUUUUGACACCUCCAUUUUUUCUCUUGCUUGAUUUGUUUUGUUUUGUUGUUGUUUUUGUUUUUGGUUGCUGAUUAUAUCUGAGAAAGGACUUCUUUGGGUGGAGUCUACCCUGAAACCUUUUAUCUUCCUGUUUCAGAACAUCCCAACAUUCAGAAAGCAGAGACAGGAGCACUUUGAGCUUGGGACUAGCAUGAGCUAUACAGUUGGUUCUAGAUUGGCCUAAACUACAUAGGGUCUAACUUCAAAAGAGAAACAAUUAAAUAAAAAAACGAGAAUCUUUUAAAUGAGCUUCCUGUGUUUCUCUCUCUCUCUCUCUCUCUCUCUCUCUCUCUCUCUCUCUCUCUCUCUCUCUCUCUCCCUCCCUCCCCACCCCCUGGAAUUCCCAUAGUGUAAAAUUGUUCACUUAUGGGAACUAUGCAAGUUCUGUAGGUUCCUUUCACUUUUUCUAGUCCCCAUGCCCACUUGGAUUGUUUCAAAAGAUGAUUCUUCAAAUCCAGAAGCCUUUUUCCCCCUGCCUGCUCUAGUCAGUUGUACUUUACUUAAUUAAUAUGUAUUCACCAAGUUCUUCAGCAUCAGACUUCAGUCUGUGUGAUAUAUCAAUUGCAUUUCUCAUUUAGAUCAUGAUUUUGCUGAUUUCAUUAGAUCAUCUUUUGAUUUCUCUUGCAUCCUGAGGUGUCAUUGUACGAUUACUGCUUUAAGUCUUUUCCUUAAGGCGCUGGUGGCCAGACUCCCUGUGGCUCAUUGUUUCUGAAGUUGCUGUGUCAGUGUCUAGUGGAACAGCUUCCUCCUGUCAUAUUCAGUAAUUUUACAGGGGAAAUUCAUGUUUUUAGAAGGGUUAUUGGGUUACUUGAGGGGAUGCAUGGUCUCAGUUCAUUUGGGUUUCAUUUGGGUGAAAUAGUGUAAUCUUUGUGCAACUAUCUGUCUCCUGUGUAAAGACUGUGGUGCUUACUGGCCUGGGGUGCAGAAGCUUAUGGAGAUGGUUGCAAGGUCAAUAUCGCUUUAGUAGCACAGCUUUAUAGAUAAUCCACCCUCCUUUUCUUUUUACAAUGGUGAGAUUUAACUGAGGACAUCUAUAUUGGUGUUAGAUCUGACCUAGCUGUAGGCUAGCCCAGAGGUAUCAUGUUCUAGGGCACAACGAACAUGCCUGAGAACUACCAUGGUACCUGUGAUAUGAGGCAGGUUAACCCCUCUGUGUGAUAGAUGCAGUUCUCCCACUAACUAUGGUGUUGUCAAUCUGACUAGGGAUUUAUGGAUGAAGGUCAAUCUGACUAGGGAUUGAAUAUUGCUCUAACCCUGGAGAGCAGAAGACAGCACUGGUGUCCUGAAUGACAGGACAUUGCUUGGCCAUGAGCAUCCCAGCUAUAGCUUGUUCCCUGAGCCUGCAUGCCAAGAACAGAGUAGCCACUCAAACAAGGGAGAUGGUGUGCUUCCAGCCACUCCUGCUCAGGAUAAGAAAGCUGAAGGCAAACCCUAGGAACGGCUAUGUGUAAAUAUGGCACAAUACCUACAGAACAUCUUAGGAGCAGAGAGAUUGGAGAGGGACCAGCACUUAGUAUCUUAAUCAUAAGAAAGAAACAUACCAUGGACUCCCUUGGAAAUAGCACAGCUAUGUGUAGUCUAGGCUGUUGCUGAGUCUGUAUUCAGGGCUGGAGGGAGACCUUAGCAGGUAUCCACAAUGCUAACAGGAACUUCUAGGGAGCCUCUGGUUUUAUUUCUCCCACAGCACCUCACCACUGUCUCUGAGGUAAUCACAAUGGGCAGUUGAGCAGUGUUAGCAGGGCUGCCCCCUUCUCUAUGUAGUAAGCCAGAGCACACUGUCAUCCUUCUGGUCUCAGCUGUUAUUGCUCUCUAGUGCUCCCAUUUAGAGAGUUUAAAUGGAAACGCUGUUGUUUUGGUCCUUUCUGUUUGGGGAGAGCUAAACACCAUGCACCUUCAUUUGGCCAGUUUCUUGAAUCCCAAUAUCUUAUUAUUAUCCAUCUGUAAUAUCAUUUUAAUGGCUGGAUAAUGUUCUAUUUAAAGUGCAUUACAUAUUCAUUUAAGCAAUCCUCCAUGGCUUCAAGUUAAGCUUUUCUAAAUUCCCUUUGCUUUUAGAAGCAGUCAUGUGUGACUUUAUAUGUGUUUAAUUCUGGACAAGUUUUCAAAUUUAGAAUUAUUGGUUCAAGUGGAAUAUCAGUAUCAGUGGUGUGAAUUCCUCCUGCCUAUUUACUUCAUGUCCUCAUUAUCAAUCUAUUCCUAUGCUUUACUUUUUCUAGAUAUCCAAUUCUCAUCACUAUAGAAAAAUGAUAAUUUAAUACAGUAACAUGGCUGAAUGGCAACAAAAAGAAACAAUGUGGCAGUGAUUCUUUUCUAAAUGUUCAAAAAUUUCAAAUCUGUGAAAAAUAAGUCUUCAUGUAUCAUAUACCUGGCUCUCUCAUUCUCAUCAGCCACAUUAACUUUCUCUCUCUUAGAUGUGAACAUUAAACCCUGAAGUAUUUAAAUAUUUCACCAAGUAUAAUAGCAUACAUAUCUCAGCCUUGAAGGAGUUCUCUUAAUACAUUUAUGUCUCCUGAGCAAGGGUUGUAGAAUGGGUACAUCACCCCAUCUUCCCACACAGCAAUCACAGUCCUUGUAGAGUUUUUCUCUCAGCCCCCCCCCCACACACACACAUACCCAUUUCCCUUUUUCUCUUCCCUUACAUCACUAGUCACCACUAUAGAUGUAAGACUUAUUUUUAAUUAAAUAUUUUUUUAAAAUCACUGAAAGCGAUAAAGUUCAUAAUAAAUCUAAUUUAAUCUCAAAAAUUAAAGGACUGAAAAUAGUGGUGUCACAGAGAACACACACAUUUAAUAAUUAGCAGUGUUCUGUUAUUUUGGAGGAUAGUUUGCACUGAUUUUGUUGAGAGAAGAGCACAUUCUGGCCAGUGCAAAUUCCGAAUGUAUGACUAACUCAAACCCCAACGCUAUAAAACAAAUGAAUGAUAGCAAAAAUCCCCAAAGCAAACCAUUUAAAAUAAAGAUCCAGACAGCAUGUUCUGCUACAGACUUUCCGAUCUGAAUUUUUCUUGGAUGAUUUAGUGAAAUUUUAAUUGUGCAAAAAGAAAGGCAAGCACAAUUAAAAACACUUAACUGGAGUAGACACUCAAAGAGAAAAAUACAGAAUUCACUGAUGAUAUGAAAUUCUAAGACACUGCAUUUACCAGAGUAAAAAGUGAUGUGUUAAAGCAGGUACACAGUUUUGUCCACUCUAAGAAAAAACAUAUAAAAAUUUAACAAGGGUACACUUUAUUAAAAAAUGGCAAAGUCAUCAAGAGUUUAAUAAAGAGAACUCAAAAGUCACAAAACAGAGUCUGAACAAGUAGGAAAAGAUAUGUUUGGGCAUGAAGAAACUAUCAACUUUCCAGCUUGGUGUGGUGGUGCACACCUUUAACCUCAACAUUCUAAAGACAGAGGCAGGGGAAUUGCUAUGAGUUGGAGGCCAGCCUGGUCUACAUAAUGAUCUCCAAACUACCCAGGGAUACAUAGUGGGACCAUGCCCAAAAGAGAGAGAGAGAGAGAGAGAGAGAGAGAGAGAGAGAGAGAGAGAAGGAGGAGGAGGAGAGGAGGAGGAGGAGGAGGAGGAGGAGGAGGAGGAGGAGGAGGAGGAGGAGGAGGAGGAAGAAGAAGAAGAAGAAGAAGAAGAAGAAGAAGAAGAAGAAGAAGAAGAAGAAGAAGAAGAAGAAGAAGAAGAAGAAGAAGAAGAGGAAGAAGAAGAAGAAGAAGAAGAAGAAGAAGAAGAAGAAGAAGAAGAAGAAGAAGAAGAAAGGGAAGGAAGGAAGGAAGGAAGGAAGGAAGGAAGAAAGAAAGAAAGAAAGAAAGAAAGAAAGAAAGAAAGAAAGAAAGAAAGAGAGAGAGAGAAAGGGAAGGAAAGAAAAGAAAAGAAAAGAAGAAAAAAGAAAAGAGAAGAAAAGAAACAGUCAGAGGGUGGGCCAGGAGGUAAAUAAUAUCUGGAGUUUAAAACAGAUAGAUAGAUAGAUAGAUAGAUAGAUAGAUAGAUAGAUAGAUAGAUAGAAGAUAGAUAGAUAGAUAGAUAGAUAGAUAGAUAGAUAAAAAUUUAAUCCACUUUCUCAAGGAAAUAUGCACAUUUUAUAUCAUUUUAAUUACCAAUGUGUUAAUGAGUGCAAAGACAGUCACAUGAACAAAAUUAUUUAAACUUCUGUAAAGGACAAUUAUUCAGGAAUAGCAAGAAAAGAAUGAAAAGGGAAAUUUGCCUGAAAUUUUUGAGAGUAGACACUGCAGACAAAAAGAAAAAAUUACACAGUUUGUGGAUAGUAAGAAGACUCCACUCAGGAGACUUAAGAGACGAUGCUUCCAAGCCUGAAGACCUGAAUCUGAUCCCAGAACUCAUUGAUUGGAAAGAGAAAAACAAUCCACUCCACAGAGUUGUCCUCUAGUCUCCAAACUGGAACUGAAAUAUCUGUGCUCAUGUGCACACAUACACAUAUACACACUCAAAAUACAAAAAAAAAAAAAAGAACAAAUGCUAUACUGCUUGACUUUUUAAAUUUUCAUGAGACAUGAUUGUUUUCUGUGGCUGAUUCAUUUUAAGAUUUAUUCUGUAAGUUCCACAUUUUACACAAAUAUGAAGUACUUGAUGUUUUCUCCAUAUUUUAACACCAAUUUGUCAUAUGUAAAUGGCAGUGGGCCAUUUUAGAUUAUCAAAAGCCUACUUUCAAAAAUCAACCAUCAGUGUUAUGAAAGGUUUAUGAUUUUCUUCGUAGGAAACAAAAUAUCUCCUGAGAGAGGAAAAUGUCUAUGUAGAAAGUUAUAGUAGAUUUGAAUGAAUUUAAUAUGAGGGUCUUUUCUGCUGAUAAGAGAGGAGAACAAGCCAUGGAUGAACUCAGAUUUCAUAGCCAUAUACCCCUCCUCAUUUUAAUCUAGAGCUGACUCAUGAGCUCCUUUGGAGACUCAGUUUCUUCUAUUUUUUUGAAGGACAAGAACCCCUUUUUCUUAACACAGCCAUCACAAUUCUUGUCACAAGAAAUAUGGCAGCCCACCUUUGAUGUCAUCAGCCUAGAGUUUGAGGCAGUCGGGUUGUAAGCUUAGUUCUAACACUUGCAAGGUGGGGUUUUCAUUCCAGCCUCUGUCUGGAUUUCUUCUUCAUAGAAGUCUGAGUGCUGACCCAGAAUGUAUCAGCGACAACUUCAAAUUCCUUCACAUGCAGUUUCUUACCUGUAGUCCACAUAAGCGUCUUUGGUUCCCUUAGCGUGUGCCUGUUCUGUAUGAUCUACAUAACUUCACCUGGAGAUGACUCCAGUGGCUACUGAAGUCUCUUAGGACUGGGAUCCUCAGUAGCUUUAUAAAUCAGGGUCCCUGGCUUUGCUCUGUUUCCUUUCCUCUCUCUAUGAAGAUGCUCCCUGGCCUCCUGUCUCUAGGUAUCUGUGUCAGGAACCUCCCAGCUGUCUUGUAAACCUGUUCACAGGCCACCCAACCAAGCUGAUUGUACAAGCCCGCCACCUUGUGGUCAGGUCUUUUCUUAAACAGGUCAUCUGCUAAUCUUUGCACUACACAGGAGUUUUUUGUUUGUUUUAAUUUAUUUUUUAUUAGAUAUUUUCUUUAUAUACAUUUCAAAUGCUAUUCUGAAAGUCCCCUAUAUACCAAGAAGUUUUUUUUCAAACACAUAAAAAAAGAAACUGGGGAGAGGGAUUGUAUUGGGGGAGGGACUGGGAAGAGAAAGUGGGCUGCGAUCAGGAUGUAAAAUUAAUAAAUAAAUUAAUAGCAAAAAAGAACACUGAUCAGCUGAUCUGUAGCAUCUAUUUUACAAUGCUUAAAUUAUUAUAAAGUCAUGUUUUGUAUUUUAAAAAGUUGAAAAACAUUGAACAUGAAUUUGCUCUUUCAGUUUUUUACAAAAAGGUAUAAAGACAAGUGGAAAACAAGUUAACACUUAUUUCAGUGCACUCUGUUGCUGUUUGGGGAAAGCAGCCUUAUUUUUUGCAAGCAGAAUAUAAAAAUCUUGCUUGGACUUCCUGGAAACUCGCAGGUGCCAAAUGAGGACUAAAGGACCUAUAAAGCCUUCUGUAUCUUGCUGAGACCACAAAUAAAUGAAAGUGUGCUUCAUCCUACCAAAGAGGGCUACAUUCAUUUUUAGAUCCUGUGUUCUGAGGCAGUAACAGGUUAGAUGAUCAGAUCAUGUGGGCCUUGCACUUGCCCCCUCGCGAUCUGUUUCAUGCUCCAGAGCUGUUUAUGAUCAGCCUGUGAUAGGCUAUCUGGCAACGGCGCAAACCCAUGUAAAGGACUUCUGUCUGCAAGGUUUUUCUUGCUCUUCUGUUUUGUCUUUUAUUGUGAACUUAUUCCCAAAUAAAUUGAAACCUACAAUUCUAAAUAUUUCCUGCUUUAGUGUGUAUAGUGUUAGUUUAAUUCAUGGACUCUUAUUGUACUUAUUUGCUUAGGGGAAGGUGAUAUCACCCUCUUUGAGAGAAGUGAAGACUAUUUUUGUUUGAAAUAACAUACAGAGCAACAGUCUGUUAGUUGUAAUGGCAACUACCAAUCCACAAAAAAAAAAAAAGCAGUUUAUGUGAAAGAAAAAGAGGCACAGAAGACACAAAAGAACUAAACUUCUUUACUUAAUAAACUAUAGGAAUUACAAACUUGAAUCUUAACAGUUUGAGAUGUAAAAUGUAUGAGUAGACCCUGGAGACUCAUGAAAACAUGGAAGCAGGAAGAGGUUCUUAAGGAAUCUUUAAGAGUGUGGAUACUAACAGGACCUAGGAAAAAAUGCCCAACAAGAAAUCCCUUAGAGAAGAAAAUCAUACUGUAAUUAUGCCUAAAAUAGCAGAUUGUAAGUUACUGGUAUAAUGCAAAUUCUGUGUAGAAAAGUAAAAGGGGGUCAAGAGAAUGGCUAAAAGCAUCAUAGCAGAAGUUGGUCACUAUGGCAACCAAAGGAGACACAGUGCUAGUGGGAAAGAAUAUUUCACAUUAGGCCAAAGAAAAAGAACAUCAAGUUGCUUCUACUGUAUAAUCUCUUCCAAUUUGGAAAAUGAAAGGUGAAGGGUAGCCAGUUGGGUUAGAAACUAUCCUAACAGCAACCAUACAGUUUUCAACAUAUGGAACUAGCAGAAGACAAGGUAAAAUAACAGGAAGCAUAAAAGCUAGAUAUCAUGGAAGGGUAUAACUAAGGCAUAACACUUGCAGGAAUAUUUCUAAAGCCUAGUGUCUGAAUGGCUGAAGGCCACUUCUUCCAUUCAGCUGACUUAGCAGCUAUACAAUGACUGAAGCUGUAUACACUCACUGAAAAUAUCCUAAAACAGCACAUGAUUGCAUUGAGCCUUGCAGAGAGUCAAUUAACUUGCUUAUAGGCCUUUGUGCUUACUUUUUCAGUAAUACUGAAUAGUGUUUAUAUUUACUCCCCCACACACACCUUGGGUAAGAGUUUUAUUAGGUAAGUUUUUUUGGGGGGGGUUGUUUGUUUGUUUGUUCAUUUACUUAUUCACUUUACGUUCUGAUCACUGCUUCCCUCCCGGUUACCCUCUUCCACAAUCCUUCCCUCUAUACCCCCUCCCCUUCUCCUCUGAGUACAUGCCCCCCCCCCUGCUAUCCCCCUACCCUGGCACAUCUAGUCUCCGUGAAACUAGGUACAUCCUCUCCCACUUAGGACAGACAAGGCAGCCCAGCUAGAAGAAUAUAUCCGAUGUACAGGCAAUAGCUUUGGAGAUAACCCCCUCUCCAGUUGUUCAAAAGUCACACCAAGCUGCAUAUCUCCUACAUAUGUAUGGAGAGGCCUAGGUCCAGCCUAUAUAUGUUCUAUGGUUUGUGGUUCAGUCUCUGAGAUCCCCCAAGAAUCUAGGUUAAUUGACCCUGUUGGCCUUCUGAUAGAGUUCCUAUCCCUUUAGAGACCUUAAUUCUUCCUCCUGUUCUUCCAUAAGAGUUCCAUCCCUGUUUUACUGAGGGUUUCUGCAUCUCUGAGUUGGCUGCUGGGUGGAGCCUCUCUAAGGACAGCCAUGCUAGACUCUUGUCUGUAAACAUAAUAGAGUAUCAUUAGUAGUGUCAGGAAUUGGUGCUUGUACAUGGGAUGGGUCUCAAGCUGGGCUGGUUAUUAAUUUGCUGUUUCCUCAGUCUAUGCUCCAUCCAUCCUCAGUCUCCAUCUACAUUUCAUGUGGACAGGAUAAUAUGCCUUAGCCGUUAAAGGCUAUACUCACUACCAAAAAUGUAUUAAUUUUAAAGAAAGAAGUGAAUUGUUUACUGGCUAACUUGGCAGCUGAUGACUAAUAAUGCUAGAUAAUUUAUAGCUCAUUUAAUAUGAUGAAAACCAAGGUACCAAGACAUUAAGUCAUAUUUGUGUGUAUACAUGCAUGUAUAUAUUCAGUGUGUGUGUGUGUGUGUGUGUGUGUGUGUGUGUGUGUGUGUAAGCCAGAGGGCAAUAUCAGAUCUGCCUCUGCCACAUGGUCUUAAUUUUGCCACAGGGUCUCUAACUAAACUGGAAGCUCUCCAGUUUCGGUAACCUGACUAGCCAGGGAUGCACUAGGACCCAUCUGUCUGUUCCAUCUCUUGCUCCAGGGUUAAGGGUGUCUACCACAUGCCUUGCUUUUUACAUGAGUGCUGGGGAGAUCACCGACGGACCUAACGCUUUCAUAGUAAGUGCUUUAUACCCACUGAGCCAUUUCAGUCAAUCCCUCAAACUAUAAUUUGUCACAAACAAGCUUAAAUUGUACACAUUUGUGGCCAUGAAUUGGAUCAUUCACAAUGUUAAUCACCAGAGAACACACUGUGUUCUGGUUUCUGGAAAUAAUAGGGAACUAUCAUCAAGAGAAUUUAAUUCAAUGGAUAGCUCUAGUAUAAAAAUAAUACCCUCAACCUGCUAGCUAGAUUGUAUCUAGCCAAUGUUCAUGUAUAUGAGCAGCAUCAGAAAAAAAUAAAUAAGACUUCUCCCUCAAGAUCCACCAAGUGGAGAAAAUAAACAAAAGGAAAAUCUAAGAACCGAAUACAUAUUAGUCACUUAGGGUAGUCAUACAGACACAGUUGUAUAAUCAGCUGGGGCUUACAUUAGUCCCUCUGAGACACAUGUUGAGAUUGGCCUCUGUUCAUCAGUAUUGGGCAGUAGUAAGGCAGUGAAGUAGUGAGUUAAGUCUUAGGACAGGGUCUGCUUUCCUGGGAGUGGAUUAGUUACAGGGGUCAAGGCAUCCUGCACUCACACUCUCACUUUGCUCCUAAACAAUAUGGCCUCCUUCUGCACACCCAACCUGAUUUCCCUCAUUCACAUAGUGCAGCCAGCAGCAAGAGGCUUUCUCCAGGAGCAGGAUGCCUGAUGGGACCUUGUGCUUAAAGUUGACUACCAACAAAAAUCAAUUUCCUGUUAAAUUGUCAACCUAUAGGAACAAAUAAUAGCCUAGAACAUCUGCCAUCAUAAAAGAAAAUGGCCUUAUAAGGGUCAGGUAUAUUUGAGAGUUCAUGUGCACAUGGAGGCAAAACUUAAGCUUACUUGUAAUUCUUCAGGUGUUGUCCGCCCUGGUUUUGUGAAACAAGGUCUCUCGUUAACCUGGAAUUCAUCAAUAAGGGUAGGCUGGCUGUCAGACAGUCCCAAGGAUUAACCUGACCCUGCCUCCCCAUUGGUAGAAUACCACUACUCUGAUAAUCAAAUUUGGGUUCUUGGACAGCAAUGGCUUGUGCUGUAAGAUCGAGAAUUGACAAAUGGGACCUUAUAAAAUUGCAAAGCUUCUUUAAGGCAAAAGACACUGUCAAUAACACAAAAAGGCCACCAACAGAUUAGGAAAGGAUCUUUACCUAUCCUAAAUCAGAUAGGGGACUAAUAUCCAAUAUAUAUAAAGAACUCAAGAAGGUGGACUCCAGAAAAUCAAAUAACCCCAUUAAAAAAUGGGGCUCAGAGCUAAACAAAGAAUUUUCACCUGAGAAAUGCCAAAUGGCUGAAAAGCACCUGAAAAAAUGUUCAGCAUCCUUAAUCAUCAGGGAAAUGCAAAUCAAAGCAACGCUAGAUUCUACCUCACACCAGUCAGAUCAAAAAUUCAGGUGAAGCAGAUGCUAGCAAGGAUGUGGAGGAAGAGGAACACUCCUCCAUUGUUAGUCGGAUUGCAAGCUUGUACGACCACUCUGGAAAUCAGUCAGGUGGUUCCUCAGAAAAAAUGGACAUAGUACUACCAGAGGAUCCCACAAUACCUCUCCUGGGCAUAUAUCCAGAAGAUGUUCCACCUGGUAAGAAAGACAUAUGCUCCACUAUGUUCAUAGCAGCCUUAUUUAUAAUAGCCAGAAGCUGGAAAGAACCCAGAUGCCCCUCAACAGAGGAAUGGAUACAGAAUAUGUGGGAAAUUUACACAGUGGAGUACUACUCAGCUAUUAAAAAGAAUGAUGGACCUGGAGGGCAUCAUCCUGAGUGAGGUAACCCAAUCACAAAAGAACUCACACAAUAUGUACCCACUGAUAAGUGCAUAUUAGCCCAGAAACUUAGAAUACCCAAGAUACAAGAUACAAUUUGCUAAACACAUGAAACUCAAGAAGAACAAAUACCAAAGUGUAGACACUUUGCCCCUUCUUAGAAUUGGGAACAAAACACUCAUGGAAGGAGUUACAGAGACAAAGUUUGGAGCUGAGACGAAAGGAUGGACCAUCUAGAGACUGCCAUAUCCAGGGAUCCAUCCCAUAAUCAGCUUCCAAACGCUGACACCAUUGCAUACACUAGCAAGAUUUUGCUGAAAGGACCCAGAUAUGGCUGUCUCUUGUGAGACUAUGUCGGGGCCUGGCAAACACAGAAGUGGAUGCUCACAGUCAGCUAUUGGAUGGAUCACAGGGCCCCCAAUGGAGGAGCUAGAGAAAGUACCUAAGGAGCUGAAGGGAUCUGCAAUCCUAUAGGUAGAACAACAAUAUGAACUAACCAAUAACCCCCCGGAGCUCGUGUCUCUAGCUGCAUAUGAAUCAGAAGAUGGCCUAGUUGGCCAUAAGUGGAAAGAGAGGCCCAUUGGUCGUGCAAACUUUAUAUGCCUCAGUACAGGGGAACGCCAGGGCCAAGAAGUGGGAGUUGGUGCAUAGGGGAGUCGGGGCGAGGGUAUGGGGGACUUUUGGGAUAGCAUUAGAAAUGUAAAUGAAGAAAAUACCUAAUUAAAAAAAAGAAAAAAAGAAGAGAAAUAGUAGAAGAAAAAGAAUAGAACAAGAUAAGAGUUGAGAAAAGGUGGAAAAAGAAGAGGAAAAAAGAAUUUGGGUUCUUGGACUUGCAAAGCAAGUACUUUAUUAACAAGGAAAUAACAGUAUUUAAUCUUAUUUUUUUAUUUUGACUGAGUUCAGUGUCUUUUUAUAUGUUUGUCUUUGGAAGAUACUUGUACAUGUUAAAUGUGUGUGUUUGUGUAUUUGUGUAUGUGUGUAUUUAUUAGACAAUAUCGCAACAACUUUCUUUAAUAAUGUGGGGUAUGAUACUCACUUAUUUAAUGGUGUUUUACAAGUUUUUCUCUCAAGUUAACCAUUCACAGAUUAAAGCAUAAUUUGAAAAAUUAUACCAUCAACCUUCAUUGAUUAUAUCUUACCGUGUAAAAAUAUUAUUAGCCUAGUGUCUUCAACUUUGCUAAUCAUGUCCCUACUUUUCUCUAUAAUUGUAAUAUAUCACAAAGAAGUUUUUACAUAUCAUGUGUUCUUGUUUCUGAAGCAGAAAAACACUCCUGGGUCAUAGAUUUGCUAAGACACGAGAUUCUACUGAACAGGAUGUCAAUCUUGGAUGUGGUGGUAUUUAAUGCAUCCUUGGAGUGUGUUAUUUACAACAUAAAUAUAACUAUGGAAGACAUUCCAAGGAAGGAUUAUUCUUCAUUUAGAUGUCACUAUAUGUGAUGUCUAGCAAUAUACACAAAAGCUCUGAACAUUUCUAUCUUGAUUAGAGACGAGCUGCUGAGAUCACAAAAAGUUCUCAGAAUGAGCUCUGCCAUUCAGCACAAGUCUAGCCCCUGCUCUGAGAGCAAAGGAGAGAAGCUUACAGCCUUGGGAAAGUGGUGAGGUUUGCUAGGGGACCGACAUGUGAACUGUAUUGAAGUUGGAUGAUAAGAUUUCUACAAGUUAAGGAGACAAUGAUGAUCCUUCUUGGCAGAGAAAAAUGUUUGCAAAAGUAUAGAAGAUGAGGAGGUUUCGCACUUACGUGCCAGCCAGGAAGAGGCUGACAGCUUUUCCAAGCAGGAUCCAAGGAACCUAGCUGAAAAUCUGCUUAAAUGGGGGGCAUAGGGAAAAGCAGCACCUCAGCUAUGCUACAAAGAGAAGAGUCACAUUUGCAAGUCUGACUCAUUCUUGACAUGAAGUGGGGAAGAGAGAAAAUAGGGAGUGAAGGAUGCUUCCCACAGCUGAGAGGAGGAGAUGACAACUGACGGUUGAACAAAGAUGACAGUAUCUUAGAAGGGUCAGAUUUGUGGAGGAGAAAAAUGAGGGCAUGUGUAAACCCUGUUCCUUGUCAAAGGGCAGUGAGAGCCCUGUGGGUGGCAGUUUGUACAGAGGGAAAAUUUUAUGGGGGAAAGUAUUAUGAGAACUGAAGUAAAACUUUAACACUAAAGAAGACGAUAUGUUCAUUUAUCAUUUAAUGUAAAGGUUAUAUAACUGCAUCCAUGUACUGUAUUAAAAAUGAAAAAUAUCUCUAAAAUGAUGAAAUAGAAUGUUUCUUAUGUCCUACUCAUAUCUAUUAUAAGCUUUACAGAAGAAUUUAACAAAAUUUAUAAUAACUCUGACAUAAGCAGAAAUAUAUAAUGGUUAUAUUCCUGCACUAUGCUAGGAGAAUUACCUCCAUUAGGUGUGGCAGUGGAAAAGGAAAACUUGGGGAUAUUUCUCUCUCCGUCUAUGCAUGCCAAGCAAAUAAUCCUCCCAUCUAACAAACCAAAUAGGAAAUUAUAUAGAAAAAUGCCAUAUCAGUCCUCCAAAGGCUACUAUUUAGCAGUUAUAUGACCAUUAUAAGGCUCCUUUGUGAUAAAUGCUAUCACUCCAAAGCCAUGGAAAAUAGCAAAUUUCAAAAAAUGCCAUCUGGAUUAUUCACAUUCCAGAGAGUGAGACUAGUUAUCAACAUAAGGUAGUAGUAUAAGACUAUUUCCUGAGGGGGAAUGGAGAAGCCCUAUAUUUUCCAUAGAUGGGACAGAAAUAACACAAAUAAAGAACCAAUUUCUCCUGUCUAGACUACUGAGCCAAUAAGUUUUAAUAAUGUUACUCACAAGAUCAACUUACAGGCAGCUAGCUACACUACCUGCCACCAAAAGUCUUUUCCAGAAACUGUUAUAUGCCUACUUAUCCUCUGAGAAAGUCAUACUAGUCCUUUUCCUUAGCAGCUUUCAACUGCUUAAAAGCCCUCAAUGAGAGAUUAGACCACAUAAGUCCUCCAUGGGACAAUCUUAUGCACAUAGCCUGCUGGCAAUUUUGCUGAGAUUCAAGAGAAUGGCAGAGAUGUCAUUGCCAGAGAAAAGUGUUGCAAAUCAAAUGGAACAACCAAAACACUUGUAACCUGUGAGAUUAACAGAUCUCCUUUGGGAAUUCACCGAUUUGAGUUUGAAGGGCAGUGAUUGAUGGAAUACCAGUUUCUUAUUUGUACUCCUUUGAAUUAAAUCCAUUGAGUAAACUAAUCUUUUUUUUUAAUCCUGCAUUUUAGAAGAUAUCAUUCUUGUUUUUCCCCCAAUGGCAUUUUUCCUUUUUAUUCUUUUAUUGAAAAUAGAUUCUUUUCUCAUAAAACUUAUCAUGAUUAUAAUUUUUUAAUCUCUUUCUAUUUCUCCCAAUUCCUCCAAAUUCCCUCCCCUUUGGAACCACUUCCCUUCUGUCACUCAUCAGAUAAGUCUUCUAAGAGAUAACAACCAAACAAGACAAAAUUAAAUAAAAUACAAUGAAACAUAAACUACCAUAUCAAAUUGGGACAUGACAACCCAAUAGGAGGAAAAGAUCCUCAAAAGCAUACAAGACUCAGAGUCUCAUUCAUUCUCAUAGUCAGAACUCCCAUAAAAAUACUAAGCUAGUAGCUAUAAUAUAUAUGCACAGGAACUGGUGAAGACUCAUAUAGGCCUGUGCUCACUGCUUCAGUCUCUUUGGGCUCAUAUGCACCUUUCUUAGUUAACUUAGAAGGCCUUGUUCUCUUAGUAUUUUCUAUCCCCUCUAACUCUUAUCACAUCCUCCUCCACAGGAUUCUCUGAGCUCUGAGUAGCAAGAUUUGAUGGAGAAUUUAGAUUCCAUUAAAAUGAAAUUUUAUACUCCAUCUAAAAUGUACUCUCCACAUAAGGCAAUAGACUGACCUUAUAGCCAUAGCUUAAAGAAAACAUUACUGAAAACAUAGAUUUAAAAUACCUUUAAUUACGGUCUGCAUCAUCAAACUGACAGAAGUUAAAAAUGCAUUGAUAGCAGCUGCUAACAGUGGGUCAGAGAUGGGUAUAUGUGGGUAAUACCCAAAGUAGGAUCAAUUGGGAGAAAGAAUUAACUCUACAAUGUUUGUCAGUAGGAAAAUUUUAAAUCCUUUUCAUACAGUAGAUGUGCAAGGAGGUGUUUGUGUGUAACUGUUUAACCAGACAUGGAUUCAAAUAUGAAGAAAUUAUGACAUGCAUAUGCUCCCAAAUCAUGAAGAACACUCCUCAAAAAAUUAGUAGAUAUAUUUAUAGUAUACGCAACUAUAUUUCAAUAAAUGUAUGUGAGAAUGAGAUGUGAGGAUGUGUAUACGAUAAUGCUAAAUGAAAGAGCAUGACACAAAAUACGUCUGAUUUUUCUCCUUUUUAAUAUGUUUUAAUCGAAGUAGAAAUACUUCAUUUUCAUCUCUCCUAUUCCAAUCCUUCCUCUAGUUCCUCCAAGUUUCCCUCCCUGGAACCCCUUCCAUGACCCCCUCCACUCUUGUUGAUUGCUUCGUUUUCUUUGAUUAUUAUUGUUUCAUACAUACAGGUUUAUAUGCAUAUAUAAUAGAUAAAAUAGAGCUUGAUGAGUCUGUUUUUGUGUAUAUGGUCUCAAGACUUCCCAUUCUAUGUAAUCUUAACAAUAUGUAUACCUGGCCUGUUGUUGUAUGUAUUUAGAAUAUUACUUUAAGUAAAUAGAAGGAUGUAGUGCACCAUAUCAGUGCCCUCUUUAUGGAUGUCAUAUAUAUGGGGUAUGAUAUAUUCUUAUAUAUUCUAUAUUUUCUAAACUUUUAUUUGUAAGCAUGCACUGCUUUUAUAGCCUAACUAAAAUAUGAAAUGGGAUUUUAAAUAGAAAACAUUUAUGAUCAAGCAAAGUGGUGUAUCCAACAUACCUAAAUAGCUCUGUAUUUGUUGUAAUUUCUACUCUCUGAGAGAUUAUAUUCACUCACACUGCUGCCUGCUAAUGCAACUCAUGGUCUGGUGGUUGGCAAUGUGCUUUCUAAGGGUAUAUGAUUUCUAAUUUCUCUCUAUUCUCCACCAUGUUCCACUGUCAUGCAAAGCUCUUACUUCCAAUGGGAGCUAGUGCUUCUAGCUGAGACACACUCCUUUCUGUAUGAUAUCUGUCGAGGCAUUUUCUAAACACAUUUAAGAUCCAUUAAUUCUUUAGAUUAGAUUGCUUAAGUACAGUGGUUUAUGACAGCCACUCUGAGGUUGCCUAAGGACACUUCGAGUCAGCUCUUUUCCUGGAUGUGCAUUUCUGACAAUGAGUGGGCACAGUUAGUGUUGUCUUUCUGUGAUCUCAUACAUGCUCUUCCCAGUGUCUUAUUUUAUGCUUUCACUGGACAUUUUUAUCUACAUCUAAGAUCACAUUUAUAAACCAUCUUCAACAGGCUUGUAAGCCUACGACAAAAUGAAACUAAUUCUCAAAUGUCUCAUCUUUCUUGGGGCUGAUAGCUAAUGUUCAGGAGAUAAGACUGCUGCUUCCUUCCAUUGAGGCUACGAGAGGAUCUAUUCCUUGUUUUGUCAAUGACUCUCCUCCUUGUGCAUCUUCCAUCCUGUUCCUCCACAGGCUUACAUGUAGACUUAUGUCAAUAAAGACACUGGUACUAUUGGAGGAGGGUCUAUGCUACUUCAAUUAACCAAUCACAAAAUUACAUCUACAAAAUUCUGUCUUCCAAAUAAGGUAAGAGUUUGAUGUCCCAAGAUUGGGAGGUAAACAUAUUUUCAGGAGACAGUUCUAUAACUCUCAACAAAAUGUACUUGGGAGGAAAUUUAUAUAUUAGUUUAACCCUUAGCCUUAGUUGAACAAGAUUAUUCUUCCUUAGAAUCAUUACCCAGGAGGUGGUGAGUAGGCAGAAGGCCUCAGAACAAGAUAGAGGUAGCAAAGCAUGAACACAGAGCAUCAGGGAGUGUAGAGUUUGUGUGGGUGUUGUUCAAAAGGAGAUUGACAACUAUGUUCAGGUAUGGAAUCAGUGGCAAAAACUGUGUGGUUUACCGUGAAAGCAAUAGGGAGCUGGUGAAUAGUUUAUGUACAUCUCAUAUGAAUUUUAAGACUGAUUAGCCCUGUAGUGCUACAGUUACAUGGAACACAUUUGUCCACUGGCAGGAUCUUCUGUUUGCGCUUACCCCUUUUAGUCUAGAGGCUAUCUCCAUUCUUUAAUACCUUUUCCAUUGUUUCCAAGGCAUUUUUCUCCUUGUCAUAUUCUCUUAAUUUUCUCAAAAUAUAUUGGAUUUUAAUCAGCUUCUAAAUAAUUUAAUUCAGUAACAAUUUUCUUUCACUAAGAAUGAACCAAAUAUUUCUGGCAUUUAUUACUUACAAAAUGAAUCAAGAUCGUUACUUAAAUAUUCAGAAUAUUGUAAAUUGCUUCUUGAAAUUGCACUUUUAUCCCAUAUCAAAAAGUUACAGUGAAUUCUGUAUCCUAGCAAUUGUUCGUCUUUAAAUUGAGCUCUGAUUCAGCCAUUUUCGGAUUUCAUGAGCUUUUCUAUCGGUUGCUUAGACUGAGGCUGAAUUUUUUAUGCCUAUGUUUCUCUGUAGAUGUCUUCUUGAAUUAAUUUUUGUUUUAACUCCCCUUUUAGCCUUAGGGUGACACCAGACAAGCGUGUACAUUUCGUGACUGCUAAAAUCUUCCCAAUUAUAAAGUAACUGCCUAGAUUUAUACCCAUAGCAUUUUAAUUGAUUAAAAAAAUUAUCACUACAAGCCCUGUUUAUUUAGGUGAGUCUCAGAAUUGUAAUGUGUGAUCAAACUGUCUUGAAGGCACAAAUACAACUGUCACAAGCAUUAAUUAAAAUACUAAUAAAUAUAUGCAGUAUCAAAAAAUUCUAGUUAGGCUGAAGAAUGAAACACCAAGAAAUAUCAUUGAAACUUCUUACUUUCAGUAAUUUAUACAAGAUUUUUAAAAAGCCAACAUUUUACCCUGCUCUGUGAAGGAGAUCAUGAAAGAAGGGUCCUAUUCUCACAAAGGUGCAAACAAUGGGAUAAAAUAACCCACAUUGAAAGGCUUCCCAGCUCUGAAGCUUUUACUCCAAUAGAGGAAGAUAUGGAACAUUCCACAGAAAGAAUAUAUAUAUAUGUACAUAUAUAUAUAUAUUUAAAGUAUUAUCAUCUAUAUACUCAAAAUUUUAUUUAGAAAAGUAUUUGUCACACAAAGUUCAGAUGUCUCUGACUUCAUAAAGAUCAUAGUGCAAUGGACUUUCUCUUGAUAACUUCUUAAUAAUCAUCAUCUUGACUUGGUACUACAGCAUAAGACUUCUCAAGAGUUAUUCAAAUAAGAACAUCACCUGAGUAAUUUAUUCAAAGAUUGGAAAAGUCAUUAAACUGAAGUUCUUUUCAGACACAAGAUUUUACCAAAAACCAGCUAUUUUCUGACAGAGCUGUCUUUUCUGUACCUCCAUAUAAGCAAGCUUUGAAUGCUAGGACAGAAAUUCACAGUUUUGCCUUGGAAGGGCUAGCUCCUUGAAAGAUAUCAUAAGGCUUAGAAGUUAAUUUCUCCAUUUAACUCUUAGAUGAUAUUAUCCAUUUUCCUGGAAUCCAAAGUCUUUUAAGAAAUAUAGCUGGAACAAUUUAUUACUGAAUCAUAACUUUCUCCUGGAGUUUAGAUCUUUUAAUCUGAUAUUGAGCUUUACUUUGCACUAUCUUGCUGCUAUUUUCUCAAAGUACCAUUGUAUUUCCUUAAAAAUCCCAUCUCUGAGAACUGGGCCCCAGUGUUGAUUUUAAAUGGACAGAAACAUUUGAGCCAUAACAACCUCUGACCUCAUAAUAUUCCAAUUCGUUAUACUUAUUUCUAAAAGAGGGCGAAGAGCAGAAAUAUGAGCUAGAAAAAAAACAUCACUGCAAGUGAAGACUGGGCUGAAGACAUAGUUUGAUGAUUACCUCAUGAGACCUUAAGUUUUAUACCCAUUAUCACAAAAUGGAAGUUUUUAAAAAGGAAAACCUAUGUUCAGUGGAACUUUCAGAACUGAAGAAUGCAUGUGGAUUUUAGAAAACAAUAUAUUAAUAUAUAAUAUCAUAUUUCAGCUUAUUUUAUUUUGUUAAAUGUGUAAGUGUAUGGCAAUGUAUAUGUAUAGGUAUAUGUAUAUAUAUUUAUAUUUAUAUAUAUGCUUAAGACUCUGCUAUUUCAUAGAAGUAAGCACAAAGAACAAUUACGCAUUUAUUUUCUUGCCUAUCUGUUCAACAUUUAUCUCUUGUCACUCUCCUAUAAAUUCAUUAGUUCACAGAACUAUUUUAUUCCCCGGUGUUUCCCAGCAUAUAACCUCAUAUCUAGCACAGCAGGGGAAGAGAUGAAAGAUGACUCUGGGCUGCAUAAACAUUAAAGCACAAAUAAAAACAAAGAACAAUGAAAGCACAGGCACUAAGAGAGACUUAGCAAACAUCUCCAAGGCCUGCUGUUGAGGAGUGGAUUUUACUUAAAUUAGUCUUCUCAUUAAGCAGUUUAAGAUGAAAUCAGGAAUGAUGGUUUAUAGUGGGAAUCACCUUGGAAGAAAGUCUUUUGAAGUUAGUUGAUGAAGGUUCCUGGAAAGACUGUAGACAGCACAGAAACCCUGAAGUUCUGCUAUGAAGAAGCUUCUCAUAGAACCUGGUAGAGGUGUCAGUGAGUGUCCCUGAAGACAAGAACUCGAUCUUCUCUCCUCCUUGAUCACCCGUUUGAUUACUGAUAAGAUGACAUCAUCAUUAAAGUCCACUGUCCAACAGCCCAACAAUCCAUGCAAGAUGAUGAUGAAAAACAAAAUAUUUAGAACUCAGGUAUUAUAAUGGUAAGAUGAAAAUUAACCCUCAGAUCUAGUUAGGUUUUCAGUGUGCUCAUGUCAACAGUCAAAAACUAAACAAGCCUCUGGCACUGCACUCCACAUCCUCAAUCCUCAUGGAGAUGACCCUUGAUUCAGGUUUCAGAGAUGUGCUUGAGUGCAAUGAGUUUAAAGAUGCCUCUUUCUAAGUAGGAUGUGGAGUGAGCUUGGCAGAUUUCCAUAUCCCUGUGGCACAGUUAGUAAGGCAAAAUGCUUCCCAGAGGAUGAACUAGAAACACUUGUCACUUGAAAAAUGCAAGACUGUGUGGAUGAAUAAAAACAGCAUGUAUGCCAUAGAAAACCUUGGAAAGACAAAGCCCUGUUUUGGCCCUCAUCUUUCUAGGUACGGCGUGUGAGGCAAGAUCAGCUAAGAGACUGGCAUGAGGUUACAGUGAAUAAAGAGGCGCCUAUUGGGCACACGUAUUCUUAACUUUUGACUUUUGACUAUGGUAUACAUAAUUCUCAGGUGACUGCAGUUCUUUUUUACCUAAAUUUUCAUUCAUAUUAGAUUUACAUAAUACAGCAAGAAGAAUCUCCCUAUGGUUUCACCUGAAUUAGACUUGUCCAGGAAAUUAUGCUGCUUAUUUAUUUGUGUUAGAGUAUUCAAAGAGAGGCUGUGACUGUCGACCACAUGCCAUUAAUGUAGACAAGAAAAAAAGUCCCCCAUAGAUAGAUUCAACUCAGACUAGAAAACAUACAUUAUUUAAUUAAAAGGGAACUGCUCUGGGCUGUGAGAACCCAGAAAAGAAGUUAUCGUUGACUUCAGAGAAACACACUAUACUAGUCUUGCCAAAAGACACACAUUCUUAUUUUCUUUUUGACCUUUUCCAUCCCUUUCAAAAAAAAAGAAAGAAAAGAAAAGAAAGAAAGCUCCUAGAAUCUAAAAUUUUCUUUUUUUCUGCCUUUGUGGAGAGCAGGUCUCCCUGUGUAACCUAAGCUGGGCUUGAGCUGUAUGUCUUCUUGCUUCUACCUCCCACAUGCUGGGAUGACAUAAACUCCCAUGGCUGACCUAACUGCUCCUCCAUGAGUGCAAAUAUGAGGCAAUGCUGAAAAUCAGACAGUGUACAAAAUUCAAGUGCAGUGCUUGGAGAUGACCACCAAACGGAAGCUCAUUGGCCGCCUGGUGCCAUGCCGCUGCUUCCGUGGAGAGGAAGAGAUCAUCUCAGUGUUGGAUUACUCCCACUGCAGCCUGCAACAGGUGCCCAAGGAGGUCUUCAACUUCGAACGCACACUAGAAGAGCUCUAUCUGGAUGCCAAUCAGAUUGAGGAGCUACCUAAGCAAUUGUUCAACUGUCAAGCUCUACGGAAACUAAGCAUUCCUGAUAAUGACCUCUCAAGUCUGCCAACCUCCAUUGCUAGCCUAGUUAACCUGAAAGAACUCGACAUCAGUAAAAACGGUGUACAAGAAUUUCCAGAAAACAUAAAGUGCUGUAAGUGUUUAACCAUAAUUGAAGCCAGUGUCAAUCCCAUUUCUAAACUACCCGAUGGCUUCACGCAGCUUCUUAACCUGACCCAGCUCUACCUGAAUGACGCAUUCCUCGAAUUUCUUCCAGCUAAUUUUGGAAGACUUGUCAAAUUGCGAAUACUGGAGUUAAGAGAAAAUCACUUGAAAACUCUACCAAAGUCAAUGCACAAGUUAGCCCAGCUGGAAAGACUUGACCUAGGCAAUAAUGAAUUCAGCGAGCUGCCUGAAGUUCUGGAUCAAAUACAGAAUUUGAGGGAGCUGUGGAUGGAUAACAAUGCAUUGCAAGUGCUGCCUGGGUCUAUAGGGAAGUUAAAGAUGUUGGUAUACCUGGAUAUGUCAAAAAACAGGAUAGAAACGGUUGAUAUGGAUAUUUCUGGAUGUGAAGCCCUCGAGGACCUCUUACUAUCAUCCAAUAUGUUGCAACAGCUGCCUGACUCAAUAGGAUUGCUGAAAAAGUUAACAACUCUAAAAGUAGAUGACAAUCAACUUACAAUGCUACCCAACACAAUUGGAAACUUAUCUUUAUUAGAAGAAUUUGACUGCAGCUGCAACGAGCUGGAGUCCCUCCCUCCCACCAUUGGUUACCUGCACAGCCUUCGAACAUUAGCGGUUGACGAGAAUUUCCUCCCAGAGUUGCCAAGAGAAAUUGGAAGCUGUAAGAAUGUCACCGUUAUGUCUCUACGCUCCAAUAAGCUAGAAUUUCUUCCUGAAGAAAUUGGGCAGAUGCAGAGACUGCGUGUCUUAAAUCUAAGUGAUAAUAGGUUGAAGAAUUUGCCAUUCUCUUUCACCAAACUCAAAGAGCUUGCAGCAUUGUGGCUUUCUGACAAUCAGUCCAAGGCCCUUAUCCCUCUGCAAACAGAAGCCCACCCAGAAACCAAGCAAAGGGUACUAACCAACUACAUGUUUCCCCAGCAGCCCCGUGGUGACGAAGAUUUCCAGUCAGACAGCGACAGCUUCAACCCCACCCUGUGGGAGGAGCAGAGACAACAGCGCAUGACUGUUGCCUUUGAAUUUGAGGAUAAAAAAGAAGAUGACGAAAGUGCUGGGAAAGUUAAGGCUCUCUCCUGCCAAGCCCCCUGGGACAGGGGCCAGCGUGGGAUUACUCUCCAACCUGCCAGGCUGUCUGGCGAUUGCUGCACACCAUGGGCCAGGUGUGAUCAGCAGAUCCAAGAUAUGCCCGUCCCCCAGAGUGACCCCCAGCUGGCAUGGGGUUGUAUAAGUGGCCUCCAGCAGGAGAGGAGCAUGUGUGCUCCAUUGCCAGUGGCAGCACAGUCCACCACUCUUCCCUCUCUAAGUGGCAGACAGGUUGAAAUAAACCUAAAACGAUAUCCAACUCCUUACCCGGAGGAUUUAAAGAAUAUGGUAAAAUCUGUUCAAAAUCUGGUGGGUAAGCCAAGCCAUGGAGUGCGUGUUGAGAACUCAAAUCCAACAGCUAACACGGAGCAAACUGUGAAAGAAAAGUUUGAACACAAGUGGCCGGUGGCCCCAAAGGAGAUUACAGUGGAGGAUUCUUUUGUUCAUCCAGCUAAUGAAAUGAGGAUUGGGGAACUUCACCCUUCAUUAGCUGAGACCCCUCUGUACCCACCCAAACUUGUUCUGCUAGGGAAGGACAAAAAAGAAUCAACUGAUGAGUCUGAAGUUGACAAAACUCACUGUCUGAAUAACAGUGUCUCCUCAGGCACCUACUCAGACUACUCGCCCUCCCAAGCUUCCUCGGCAUCCUCUAACACCCGGAUGAAAGUGGGGUCCUUGCAGGCAACAGCUAAAGAUGCCGUCCAUAACUCUUUGUGGGGUAACAGGAUUGCACCACCUUUCCCACAGCCUCUAGAUGCAAAGCCAUUACUCAGCCAACGGGAGGCUGUCCCUCCAGGGAACAUCCCCCAGCGUCCUGAUAGGCUGCCAAUGAGUGAUGCUUUCCCUGACAACUGGACUGAUGGCUCCCAUUACGACAACACUGGUUUUGUCUCCGAGGAAGCCGCAGGCGAAAAUGCCAACAAUAACCCUCUCUUAAGUUCCAAGGCUAGAAGCGUACCUGCUCAUGGGCGCAGGCCUUUAAUUAGGCAAGAAAGGAUUGUCGGUGUUCCCCUGGAACUGGAGCAGUCCACACACAGACACACACCAGAAACAGAAGUGCCUCCUUCCAAUCCCUGGCAGAAUUGGACCAGAACUCCCAGUCCAUUUGAAGAUAGGACUGCUUUUCCUUCCAAAUUAGAAACAACCCCUACUACCAGUCCCUUGCCUGAAAGAAAAGACCACAUGAAGGAGCCUACAGAGACACCAGGUCCCUUUUCUCCGGGAGUGCCAUGGGAAUACCACGACCCCACCCCUAACAGGAGUCUCGGUAAUGUCUUUUCUCAAAUCCACUGCCGCCCAGAUUCGUCUAAAGGUGUUAUCGCAAUUAGCAAAAGCACAGAGAGGCUUUCCCCGCUCAUGAAAGAUAUAAAGUCCAACAAGUUCAAAAAGUCCCAGAGUAUUGAUGAGAUUGACGUCGGUACCUACAAGGUCUAUAACAUUCCACUAGAAAACUAUGCCUCUGGGAGCGAUCACUUAGGAAGCCAUGAGCGGCCAGACAAGUUCUUGGGACCAGAGCAUGGCAUGUCCAGUAUGUCCAGGAGCCAGUCAGUACCCAUGUUGGAUGACGAGAUGCUCAUGUAUGGAAGUAGUAAAGGCCCACCCCAACAAAAAGCGUCUAUGACUAAGAAGGUCUAUCAGUUUGACCAAAGCUUCAACCCACAAGGAGCGGUGGAAGUAAAAGCCGAGAAGAGGAUUCCACCCCCUUUUGCACACAAUUCUGAGUAUGUACAGCAGCCCAGUAAAAACAUCGCCAAGGAUCUGGUCAGCCCCAGAGCCUACAGAGGAUACCCACCCAUGGAACAGAUGUUCUCCUUUUCCCAGCCAUCUGUAAAUGAGGAUGCCAUGGUGAAUGCUCAGUUCGCCAGCCAGGGGCCCAGGGCAGGCUUCCUAAGGAGGGCUGACUCCCUGGCCAGCUCCACCGAGAUGGCCAUGUUCAGAAGGGUCAGUGAGCCCCACGAGCUGCCCCCUGGUGACAGGUAUGGCCGAGCAACCUAUAGGGGUGGGCUGGAAGGCCAGAGCAGCAUUUCAAUGACUGAUCCCCAAUUCCUCAAGAGGAAUGGCAGGUACGAAGAUGAGCACCCUUCAUAUCAAGAAGUGAAAGCGCAGGCGGGAAGUUUUCCUGCUAAAAACCUUACCCAGAGGAGGCCGCUGUCUGCCAGGAGCUACAGCACAGAGAGUUAUGGGGCCUCCCAAACCAGGCCAGUUUCAGCUAGGCCUACCAUGGCAGCCCUCCUGGAAAAAAUACCAUCUGACUAUAACUUGGGUAACUAUGGUGACAAGACAUCAGAUAACAGUGAUAUAAAGACAAGGCCCACCCCUGUGAAGGGAGAGGAGAGCUGUGGCAAAAUGCCGGCAGACUGGAGACAGCAGCUGCUUAGACAUAUAGAAGCUAGAAGGUUAGACAGGAAUGCUGCUUACAAACACAACACAGUUAACCUUGGCAUGCUGCCCUAUGGAGGUAUUUCAGCAAUGCAUGCAGGCAGAAGCAUGACUUUAAACUUGCAGACUAAGUCUAAAUUUGACCUUCAAGACCUACCUCUUCAGAAAACCCCGUCCCAGCAAAGCAACAUUUUAGACAAUGGACAAGAAGAUGUCUCUCCUAGUGGCCAAUGGAAUCCUUACCCACUUGGGAGGCGGGAUGUACCUCCGGACACCAUUACUAAAAAGGCAGGCAGCCACAUUCAGACCCUGAUGGGGUCACAGAGCCUUCAGCACCGCAGCCGGGAGCAGCAGCCAUAUGAAGGGAACAUCAACAAAGUGACCAUUCAGCAGUUCCAAUCGCCAUUGCCCAUCCAGAUCCCCUCAUCACAGGCUACCCGGGGACCUCAGCCUGGACGGUGCUUAAUUCAAACGAAAGGGCAGAGGAGUAUGGACGGUUAUCCCGAGCAGUUCUGUGUGAGGAUAGAAAAGAAUCCUGGGCUUGGAUUUAGUAUCAGCGGUGGAAUUAGUGGGCAAGGAAAUCCUUUCAAACCUUCUGACAAGGGUAUCUUUGUUACUAGGGUUCAGCCUGAUGGACCAGCAUCCAACCUACUACAGCCCGGGGAUAAAAUCCUUCAGGCAAAUGGACACAGUUUUGUGCAUAUGGAACAUGAAAAGGCUGUUUUACUACUGAAGAGCUUCCAGAACACAGUAGACCUAGUUAUUCAACGUGAGCUCACUGUCUAAAUGUUUUUUAUAAAUAGUGAAGAUAUGUCAGGCCAGAACUAAUGUUUAAAAAUAAAUUUAUACAUAGAAACAAAUUUUGCCAGUUGCUGGACCAAUGGCAAACAUCAGUGCCAGGUGUAUAAUAGUGUAUGUUAGCCUUCCACCCUGAAAAAUGUUACUUAUAAACAUGGCGUUUGCGCGCAGUUCUGUAUCAGUUCCAGCGGCAGCCUCUGGCUGUGCAUUGGUGCAGUUUUAUUUCUGUUUUUGUUUUUUAAUCAAAUAAGUUGUCCUCUCAAAGUGGAUUUCCUAUAAUUUCGGAGCACGGAAGCACACACAAGCUCUUUACAAAUUCUGCUCUCCAUCAGAAAUACUGCCUCAAAAAAUGUAUAUAAAGAGUUGUAAUCCCCAUAAAGUAUUUCUAGCACAAGGUAUAUGUUGGCAUAUAUACAAAAAAGAAUAUAGAAAAACGAUAUUUUCGUAAACAUCUUGGAUUGAGAAAGAAAAUAUAUCUUAAAAUAAGACUUUACUAUAUUGAAUCUUUUUCAAUAAAAAUUACAUGAUUACGCCUUAUGGAAGCAACUGUACAUAAAGUAUAAAGUAUUUAUAUUUGGUUCCAUAGCCAUUUGCUAAAUUCCCAUAGUAGAGUGAAAUGAUUCAUAAAUUAUCCAUUAAUCUCUGGGACCUGAGUAAAAAAACCGGAGAAGGUAAAUCUGUUCAAUGCCUUUAGCUAAUUAAGAGGACACAAGCUGACUUCAGAGACAGACCACAGGUGGCUGCGGGUCAGUCUCUUCAGCAAAACCACGUGCAGUGAGCGAUGGGUGGCGGGAAAGGCUUAAUGCUUUAAUGUUCUGUUUCCUCGGGUUAUGUUGACUAUAAACUGUGGCCCCUGUGAUUCCUUUACUGUAAAUGUGGAACUUAUCUGUGUGCUGAUUUAAUUAAUUUGCUACUUUUAAAUCAUUUUAAAUGAAUUUUGGGAAUUGAUAACAUUUAUUAUAGAGAAAGACUUGUUGGAACGCUAUGGUGGUUUCAAAACUUUGGUAUUGAAAUAUGAAACUUCAGAUAUAAUUUCUCAGAGCUGUGGUCUACUGAUAUCAUUAAUCUUAAUUCCUGGGGGUUUUUUUUGUGGACAGAAAUAGACAAAAUGUUUUUUCUCCAAAUAAAAAGUUUUAAGGAACAUAAACAUGAAUUCAUUCAUACUAGACAGUGAAAACAGCCUAGUUAAUGCACUUUUACAAUCUGUUUUCCUUUGUAAGAAUUCAAAAUUUAUUUUACAAUCCUUUAAAAUAUUUCUUUUUAUAUUAGUCAUCAAUUUGAUUAAAAUAUUAAUUUGAAAUUUUAGAUCAACUUUCCAUAAUUGGUUGUAUAAACUCCCUCAUAUAUCUACAUCACUUUUUAUACAAUAAAUUUAUCUCAUAUAGUAGUGUUUAAAUAUUCUAUAGAAUUUUACAAUAAAAUCACAUGUGGAUGUCACCAGAGCUCUGAGGAUAAUAUUUGUAAGUUUGUUUUAUGAGGACAUUGAAAAUAUUGUAUUUUUGUAGGAUCUAUUAAAAUGAGUGCCACUUAUUAGAAGUACAGUGGUUUUUUUGGCAUAGAAUUUGUCGGAGAAAAAUGUUACUUCAUUUACCAAGGAGUGCACUAGCUCUGGUCUUGAUUUAUGCCAGGGUGACACAAUACCGUAGUCUUAUAGACUUGGACAAUUAGCUGCUGAUUCUAGAUUGACCUUUUUACACGGAAGCAGCCAUCAUGUGUAUUUUAAUAUAUUGAGAGCAUUUAAUGAGAAGUGUUUUUCAAAGCCUAAUUUUCUGUGUCAAAAACUCACAGCACAUCACUAUAACAGAUGUUCUGGGCUCAGCCUUAGUUAAGAGAAGCAAGACAAGCUCAGAGCAGUAUGGUAGCUUGCAACACUCAGAAAGCAGCCAUCAAGGCUACACAACCUUCUACAGGAGAGGCAGGAGGCAGCCAAAUGGAGGGCUCCCCAGGAAAUUUCUUGUGUCAGAGCAUCAAAUGCUCCUGAGGCCUUCAGCUGAGAGGAUGAAGCUCCCUCCUUGAUAGAUAGCAUUGCAUGAGGUCUUGCUUUGAUACUUCCUUCUCUGAGGUCCAGCCAUGAAGAAAGGAAAAAGAGAGCUUGCUGGCCUCUUGGGAAAGUGUGGAUAUAGUCAAUGCUACACACUGAUAGGUAGAUAGAUGGUCACACAGAGGGGCAUUUUCUGUUUUAGGUUAACUCAAUGGAAUCACUAAUCAGUUGUGGGGGGCUUCUCAUUGAUUUUAAAGGCUACCCGAGCCAAUAAUUUGUUGAUCUACAGAUAUUUGACUUUUUGUUUUUGAGUAACUAAUUUGCUGCCUGAAACUAAAAUCCGGUUCAUGUUAACAUCAAACAUAAAAGUCAAGAGUAUGCUGUAAAAAGCAAAGAAAGAAAAAGAAAAGUCUCCAAAAAAGAAGUCCCCAGUGGCAUCAUAAAAUUUCUACCUCUUGAUAGGUCCUCGAUCUUCCUGCUGAGGAAGCUGCUUAUAGACAUGGAUCAAUAGGGCAAUAUGGAGUAGGUUGGAGACAUUAGAGGUAAAAAGAACAAAUACUGACAAUUAGUAGCCAACAUCUGUGGGGGUUGCAAGAUAGAUAGUCAUAAAGGGGCAUUUUUUUAAAUGAGUCACAAGGCAGACAGUAUUUUGUCAUAAACACUUUGCUUAGGUGACUCUUGACUGCCAGGCAACACAGACCCUCAAAACACAUGUCAUGCUGACUUGAAGCUUGUGAAACUGUGCCUGUCCCUUAGAAUUGUCUAGGCUUUGCCUUGGAACGCUGCCUCCAUAGACAAGACCUCUGCAUCAGGGUUGUGGACUAGCACUGCCUUGUGUUCAGAGAUGAGUCCAUGCAAACAAAAUAUUGCUGCCACUCUCUCCUUAAAAGUGGGAUUGGGCUACUUCUUGCAAUGCGUGUGAGGCAAAGAGAGAGGACAGAAGUUAGAAUAACGACAAAGAAGUUUGAUUUACAUAUUCAAAUAUCAAGAGAAAAGUUUCUGAAUUUUCCAAAAUAUUAGAUGGAAAAACCCAGAAACUCUUAGUUUUUAGUCCCCAAACCUGUCUAGAGUGCUCACCACAGUGUAAAUGUUUGGAAAACAGUGUUCUUCUCAGUUCUUCUUCACACUGGGUCUGAGUUGUCAUCGUCAUUUUCUGCUUCUCCCUGGCAGGAAGAUCUACUAUGUUUAUUCCAGUGAACACAUUUCUAUGGAGAGAAAGAAUAUGACCUAAUCAGAUCAAAAUUCAUAUUGGUAUCAGACUGCUAUUUGAACCACUCAUAACAUGCUUGACUAAUCCAUGAAAUGGCAACCCACCCACAGAUUCCCUGGAACACUAGAUCAGCAAAAAGUAACAAGUUAGGAAAAUAAUGAAGUCCAGUCAGCUAAGAUAGCUGUUUAGUACAGACACCCAGGUUGAAGGGUCAGGGAAAACUCUGCAGCAGAAAUGUUCAUCUUUCCACAGCUUAACCAAAUAUUCAAAUGCCAGUCAGUGAUGUAGCCACAUCCGUCUCAUGGGUGUAACUUCUUGACCCAGUUAGGACUUUGGUGAAUUUUCUAGAUUUAAGACUACUUUCAUAAACUUUUUUCCUAGCAAACCUAGGAGAGGCACUCUUUCCUUACUUGGAGCAUUAGCCUGGCUUCCCCUGAAAACAUGCUAUGUCAAUCAAAUAGAAUGUGGGCUAAGGGAAAUUGGGUGUGCUCUGUGGGACACACAUAGACAAUGUUACAAGAAAUAUGAAUGUUGACUCUCCUGCACAUCUGUAUGGCUCCAUUUUAGUCAACAGGAUUCAGUGAGUUUCCCACCACACCCAUGUACAAGACAAAGGCAGACACUACUGUGUUUCCAUCUCUGUUAUGACGCAUCUGGAGACAUGUCUGCGUCUAACAUGCAAAGCUAGUCUCCUCUCAGAGCUGUUGUCUUUCUGUAGACUCAUGCCCUACCCACCCUUGCUGUCCAGUGGAGGUGAGUGUUGUUUCCAACCCACUGAGACAAGCCUCCAGAGCUCCAGCUGCCAGAAGACCCAGAAUAUCAACUGGGGGCUUCUGCCCCAGCUUGAGAGCAACUCUCCUAGGGAAGAGUCAGUGCUUACCAUGUUGCUGACAGCAGCAAACAGCUCAUGCACAAAGAUGUGUGAGGGUGGCGGUGCCUUAACGAAGCCACCUUUCCACAUCUUUGCUUAUUUUCACUGUUGCCUCUCCGUUCUCAGUGUUAGGUUUUUGCCAUACUGGGAGACUUUCUCUGAGCUGCUUUUAUGCAUAUUGGGGUACCUAGUAGUCUUCCCAACCUUUAACACUGUGAGAAAAUUAUCCACAGACACUCUCCUGUGAGGACAGAAGCACCUGCCUUCCACCCUAAAGCAUUCAAGAGUUUUGAAAGAAUGAAGAGAGCCGGGCAGUGGUGGCGCAUGCCUUUAAUCCCAGCACUCGGGAGGCAGAGGCAGGCAGAUUUCUGAGUUCGAGGCCAGCCUGGUCUACAGAGUGAGUUCCAGGACAGCCAGGGCUACACAGAGAAACCCUGUCUCGAAAAAAACAAAAACAAAAAAAAAAGAAAAAAGAAAGAAAGAAAGAAAGAAUGAAGAGGAAAAAACACUUCAAGGUUUUACUUUAAAACCAACAGUGAAAACAAAGGAAUGUGGGUCCCUUUGCUUUUUCACUCUAUGAUUGUCUUGAUUUUUCCUAGGAGCUGAUUUUUUGGGGGGAAAUAAGGAGAUAUAGUUUCAACUUUAGGGACACCUUGACUCCCUGGGUUCUGCAGGUGGAUUCUUUGACAUCACCCUAAGUAAGAAAAAACUUUUUAAAAUGACAGACCUGGACCCAGCAUGUGCAAGCAGCCAGGAGAUGUGGGGUAUAGCCGUUUCUUCCAAAUUUUCAAGAUACAGUCUUAUUUUGGCACAACUUGGUUCAUGGUAGCACCAUAACAAAUUAAAUAUUGGGAAAUGUAGAAAAUGCUAAAAUCCUAUAUAGAGCUGGCCAAGGCUGAAGCAGUAGGCCAGUCCCCAGCACAUGAAUUUCCAAAUAUAGCAUAAUUUUCCCUCCUUUAUUAAAAAAAGGCUCUUGUUUUAUCGUUUAAGCUAGUAUCAUUUGUUUAUAUGAAUGGAUAUGGAAAAGGGGUUUAAAAGGAUCAUUCAAAUUUCCUUCCCUUGAAAAGUUUGUUCUCUCAUUUUGAACAAGUGUAUUAUUUGUAGUGUUGAUCCCCAUCCCCUAUUUUAAAAUAAAACAAUGAGCAUAUGGUUGUACAGAUAGGCAGGCAUCUCUCACCUCGAGAAAACUAACAUAAUAUUGUUUUCAACAGCAAACUCCUUCGCAAUAGGGUAGCUGAUCUCAGUAAUGGAAGAUAUGUUAUACAGUCAAGGCAUCAAGAGACAUGACUUUGCAGACUGUCACAAAAACAAAGUGCAGUGAUUAUAAAUUUUAUGACAAUUAUCUGCUGGGCACCCCCGUGCAUCAGGCCUGUUGGGGACACAGUACAGUCUCUCCUCUGCACAAAACAUCAUAGCUGGGAGGAAAGAGAAGCUGCAGACAGAAUGAGGCGGGUAUGGUGAGUCCUCUGUCUCUGCCCUUACCCCAUGCCAGGGCUGAUGGCAUCAACUCUGUCUGGAUUGGAACAGUACUUUAAUUGGAGCUCUCUCUAUACAUUUCUUCCUACUGGGUCCUAGGGCCACUGGUAGAGCAUUUAAAGCAUUUGUUGGGACUUAAAAAGACAUUUGACAAGCGGAUCAUGGCUGGACUGAAGAUAUUUUUGGACAAGGGAAAUAGAACCAAGAAUCUCUUGGAUUUUGGAGGAAGGGUUGUCAUGAAGACAGUUGUCCCCCAAUCUGACCUAGUGUUCAGCUCCAUGCUGUGGCAUUAGUAGAUGAUAAAAUCAUAACAGACACAGGCACAAGAGAAGGUCUUUCCUGUACCCACCACCUCUAGAGCACACUUUCAGAGUCCAGUGUUAGAACCGGCCACGCAGCAAGGCAGUAAACAUCCCAGUGUAGGGGUGUACACCUUUAAUCAGAACUCAGGAGGCAAGAGCUGGUGACUAUCUAUGAGCUCAAGGCCAACCUGGUAUACAUAGUAAGUUCCAGGACAGUCAGAGCCAUAUAGUGAGACCCUGUCUCUUAUCAAUUAAUCCAUCAAUCAAAAAAGAAAGGCAGUAAACGGGGAACAAUAUUUUUGCCUGUGUAUUGCCCUGUGGGUUUAAGAACACUGUCACAGCCUGUUUAUGCCAUUAGAUUGCACAUAUUCACAAAUCAAACUGUUUUCCUUCAGGAGAGCUGAGGCCUCUGAUUAUUGUACCAGCUUGUAUCUUUUCUUUGAAAAGAACACACAGACUAGGUGUUCUUUUACUUCUGUGUAUCCCAGUGAUUCACCACCUCGGUACACAUUGGUUCCGCUAGCAGGCUUCCUCUCCCAGACGCCUUUCCAAGUUACCAAUCAUGCUUGGCCUUCGGAGUCCUGCCUCAGUGAGCAUGAAGGCUUUCUUAAUCUUAAUGGGAAAACUUCUGUGUGUCAGUACCACGGACAUGGUGUAGCCUUCACUCUGCCUGAGCCCCUGGCUGCUUGGUCUGUGUUAUAAGAGAGAGAGACAGAGAGAGAGAGACAGAGACAAAGACACACAGAGAGACAGAGGGACAGAAAAAAAACAAGAAGCAUUUACAUGUCUUCUGAACGGCAACACCAGAACACACCAAUCCCUCAGCCUUAGUGCCACAAGCAGAGUAAGUGACAUAUUUAACAAAUAUUGACUUGAAUGGGUGACUGAUGCUCAAGCUGUAUAUCCUUAAGUGGUAAACCUUAGAUUCACUAUUCUCAUUUUUGCUGGGGGUGGAGGCAUCCUCUAAGCUGACUUCCCCCCUCUCUUUGCCAUUUCUUCUCAGACUUUCAGAACCCUGUGCUGUUAAGAAGCUAAGUUUCACUUCCUUUUUACGUGUUCUAAAGAUGCCAGAACUGCCCAAAACCUUUAACAACAGAACAAUUGUUCCAUUUGAAAACAUUUUAUUUAUGUCCUUUUAAUUAGUUCAGAACUUUCUUCUGGGGAGAAGCCAUGCUGUCAGAAAUGUCCUAGAGACAUGAAGGAUGGUGUGGAACUCACAAAGCUGUGGUUUUAAGUGUCUUAGAGACCACCAAGCUCCGGACCCCAUCUUGGACAUAGUCCUCAAGUCCCACUGAGGUGUCUAUUGAAGACUGUAUGUGGUCAAGGCUGACUUCAGACUCAUUUAAUGUAAAGAUCCAUUUGUCUGUAUAAUAUGACUAGGGAGGUUGUUGGCUUAAAUUGUUUAUACAAUAUGAAGGUGGGGAGAAGAGACAAGAACAUCAUAAAAGAACAUGAAAAAUUCAGAGGAGAAAUGAGGUACCCAUAGUCAACAGAGCGUUUUACUGAGAUACAAUAUACCACCUGAAUUCCCCAGUAAGGAGGCCUGUCUUACCGAUGUGUUACCACCAUCCACUAAUAAAACUGAGGAAGCGCCAAAUUAUUGUUGCUUUUCCACCAAAAUUUCCUUCUUUUAGGGUUCUGGGUUCAAGCCUGAGAUACAUGCUAUCCUUACAAUCAUUUGAACAUGCCCACAAAACUUUUUUUUUUUUAAGGAGCAUGUAGUUACAAAGAGUCACCACUAGAUGGAGAGAAUCUUCCUAGAUUUGAUGUAAGAGUUGAGACACAUCUUCCCAGGCUGUUCUUGUAGCUGAUGGAGUUGUUAGUAAUAGCCCUUUCUACCCUCUUUAUUAAAGAUUAUAACUAUGCUCUAAGAUUAAAUGAUGCCAGUGGAUUCUAUAUCUUUCUGUACUAAAAUGUUCAGGUUGAAUCAACUUUCCAGAGUCAGUCUCUCUCUCUCUCUCUCUCUCUCUCUCUCUCUCUCUCUCUCUCUCUCUCUCUCUCACCCUUGGACCAGAGUGUGCUGUGAUUCCGAUCUUUCUAACCUGUUCAUCAAGCACAUCCUCCAGUUUCCUUAGCUUUCUUGAGUCUUCCAAAUACUUUGUGCUGAUCUCCCUUAUUUGAUCCGCAAUUCCCUUCAGUUGAUGUGGCAAUAUAUUUGCUUUAAAUCAUCAUUAUUUACUUUGUAAAUUAUCUCUCCAAAAGUUAAGCAUCAAGUUUACCUGAAUGGCCUCUCUUAAUGAAAUACUAAUCAAGGUCCUGCCUGAAUGUACAUUUCUGGCUGACAUCUGGUAGUAACUCCUCUGUAAACUCACUUUUCACUUUAUUCAUGUGUACAAGUAAUUAGCCUAUCCUAAAUGGAGUUUAUUGCAUAGAGAAUGCUUUUUUAAAAAGCAUCGCAUAAAGUGAGAAUUGGGUUUCAAGAAAGGCCUACAGUAAACCCAUCCCCAGCCUCUUUCAAUCAGAAGAUCCACAUAUUGCAAGCACAGACUAUUGACUACCUUCAGGGUGCACAUGGUUCUGAGAUAUUUAGAAUUUCAGGGCCUCUGAUGGCUGGGUCCUGAUGGAGGAAGCCACAUCUAAGCUAAGGAUGUCUUCACUGUAACCUCUGCCUCAGCAAGCUUUUCCCUUGCUGAUCCCAUCAGAACCAUCCCCAUUUGAGCUUCAGACUCCCCUCUGCCAACACUUAAUCUCCUCUUUCAGCAAGAGUAAACAGAUGACAGAAUGUUCUUCCCUGAAGCUUACUAAAACUUUAAGUCCCGGUGUUAUUCUCCAAAGGAAGCUGCUUUCUUCUGGCCACCAGGUCACCAGCUCCUAUAGUGAGCUCUGAGCAGAUUCUAGUCAGCCUCUUUAAGGGGCUGGGACUAAUCGCUGUGACCUCAAUCAAGCCUGCUGGUUUUAUGAUACCAGGAAGGCUCACCAGGUGAACUUCUGCUCCUUUUAGGAGGCUAAGCAUCCCCCAGCCACCUUGGACUUGAGCAGUGUUACCUGCCAGCAAGCGCAACAGUGCCAACCACUGGUCUCUUCUUUUGGAAAACGUUUGACUUUUAACUUGCUUUCUUCUCUAUUUCAUCAUUAUCCUCCUUUCCGACUUUCAUGUACUCCUAAAAUUUUUGGUUGUAGAACUAAGCAAGAGAAUGAGAACUGGGAAGAACCUUGGAACAAUGCUGAGAGGCUGCCCAGAUGCUCUUCUGUGUUCCACAGUACUGCCGAAUCUUCCUUGUGGCUCUGGUACUGUAGUGCCACUCAAAUUUUGGUACAAACCAUUGAAGUAUUUUUUGCUUGUUUUUCUUGGUCUACAUAGUAAUCUUAGUGUUCUGUUCCUGGAAUAGUCUCUCAGUUAGCACAUUCCCUCUUGUCCUGAGAUCACCAAGCCCUUCAAGAUUAAGGCUCUUGCUGUCUACCCUGCCAGCUCUGACGCAAAGCAAACACCCUUUUCUACUCUGCAGUAUGAAGUGCUCAGGACUGUGUUUUUAGCUGUUCAGAAUGUUAGAGUUAUUCAUGUUGGUUAGUGGAGUUAUCCUUCAGUGUAGAAAGAGAAAACUGCAAGAAAAACUGGCACUAACUUAAGUGGCCUCUGACACCUUCCCUAACCCUGUCCCAGUUUGUGUCACAUUCUACAAUAGAUGAGUGAUCGUGAUCAGCAAAACUGUUUCUUUCCUUCCUUCCUUCCUCUUUCUUUCUUUUUCUUUCUUUCUUUCUUUCUUUCUUUCUUUCUUUCAUAUCUAUCUAUGUAUCUAUGUAUCUAUCUAUCUAUCUAUCUAUCUAUCUAUUUAUUUAUUUAUUUUGGUGUUUGUUAUAGCAGAAUUUGAUUCAUGAGAAAAUCAUCAGGCAGCUGGUAAGUCCCAGCUUCUCCCAAACUCUAUGUAACCUGUCCCCAGCCACCUAUCUUGACCCAGUGUUCCUCAUGUUUUAAACUAGCUGGCAAACACAUUUGCACAGCCUUAUUGUGGGAACAUUCAACUUGGCAAUAAGUACUUUGCUCUUGAUAGGAUCUCAAAGAUUCCUUCAGACCAAGAGAGACUCCAGCAAGCAUACAGUUAGAUACGGUUGCCCAACCUGCACAUCCCUGUGCCUGCCUCCCAACACAAGUCAAAUGUGGGAACCAAUCCCCCACCAACUACACAUACACACACAAACACACACCUCUGUCCUUUUUGGUAUUAGUAUUCCUUUUUUUUUUAAUUUUCACGCAUCUCUUCAAAAUCUGGACCUCAGGCUCUACAGCCCUGGGUUGUCAUAAAUAGCUCAAAAAUGAGAAAUCAUGACUUCGGCUUUCUUUUUUAAAAUUACUUUAAUAAAUACCCCAACAUGUUCACCUAUACCACUGUACAGACUUUGUUUGUUUGUUUGUUUGUUUAAGUGCUUCCAGACCUGUAGUUUGAAUAUAUGUAGUUCAGGGACUGUUGUUUCUAGGCAUUCUACCUAGGAGUUUGUGCCUGUGGAGCAUGUGGAUGCCCCACCCCUGAGCUACACCCAACCCAUACAGAAGUGAUGACGGGAGUGUUUCCAGAGUUCUAGCCUGUGGUAUUAAGACUUAAAAAAAAAAUGUAAUGAUUUUUUUAAGCCUUUCCUUUUCUGGUUGCCCUUGCAAUUAAAUUAAAUAAAAAGAGGCAUAUGUUCAAAGUUUUACUGUGGCAGCAGUUAAACAUACAACUAAGCCCUGUCAAGAAACAAUCAGGUGGGGAGAUAGAUGCUUAAGUCUACAAACUGCUGUCUUCGAGAAAUGUGAGAGCAGAGACCACAUACUCACGAUCUCCCUCACUCCCACACGGCAGCAAAGGAUUCCUUUCAGCUUUACCGAUUCACACUGUGGAUACAGAACAUUCUAGAAGGCCAGCUCUUGCUUCUCACCUGUGUUUAUUGUGCAGAAAGGACAAGUCUUUAGAGACAGAGGAGGCAGUAUCAUCCAGGAUAAGUUAUUAGGCCUGGCUUGCCAUUCCUUUUAAUUUAGUCCUUCAGGGAGGCUGCCAUCAAGGAACAAAGCCAGAGAGAAUGUAGAGAUAGGGCUUCUCAUGGCUGGAAAGCCAAGGCCUAUUGCUUCAACUUAUGUCCUUGAGGUACUGUGUCUGUACAGAAAAUAAGACCCUGAGAGGCCAACAAGAAAUGCAAUUUAAACUGCACCUAAGAUAAUAAAAUUGGAUGAAAAGUAAAAAGAAAAAAACAAACAGAUUUCCUGGUACUAGGGUUUCCUGUAAACACCUUGUGGGUACCUCAUAAGCAGCUGAGAUUAUUAGUGUUUGGUCCUAGUGACUAUUUCAGCUGCCUUAUCCACAUUAGCUGCUAAGAAGUGAUAACUCCCCAAGUUCCCAUAUAAAGUCUCUCCUGCUACCGUAUUACAUGGCAAGGAGAACAGGGGCUUUUGUUUGUUUGCUUGCUUGCUUGCUUGUUUUACUUCCUUGAGGUUAAAACUAGAGUCCCACCCCCACCCCAGAUUAGUCUAGAGUUGGGGCAGCAGUAAUAAAUUAGGACGCAUUCAGGUGUGACAACACAGCUACCUGUGAUGGUGAAGACCUAGAGUGACUUAGUGUAUCUGUGCAUUAAAUUAGAAAAUAUUUAGCAGAAACAUGUAGCAUAGCCGCAUUUGAAAACGAGAUUGUGCACUUGGGAGGCAGAAGCAGGUAGAUAUCGGAGUUCAAGGCCACAUGUGUUCUACAGAGUGAGUUCCAGGAUAGCCAGGGCUACACAGAGAAACUCUGUCUCAAAAACUCCAAGAAAAUAAAAAAUAAAAAAAUGAGAUUGCGUUUUGAAAAUACUUGAAGUAUUUCCUGACCUCCAGGUACCACUUUAAGCAUGCUAGAUAUCUAGGUUGGGAGUCACUGAAGCACACCCCACAGCUAUAUUGGCCAGUAAUGGAAAGUCCACUUUGUAGGAAGUUGAUAGUGCCUGCUCCACAGACGCUGUCAUUUCUUAAGCCAAUCUUUAGAAUCCCCAAAUGUUUGGGGCAGUGAAAAACAGUAAAUAUACUUUGUUAAUUAAAAACAGACUUUCUUUUUUAAUGAUAUACUUUUACAUGACAAAUUAAAAAAAAAAAAAACUUGUAAUCUGUGUCUGUCACACUAAGACACCAGAUACCACAGAGAAUCUCUUAAAUCACCACCAAAGAAAUGGAGAGAAUAAAUCAAAUGUUUGAAAAAAUAGAGAAUGGCCUUGGGAGAUGGCUCAGUAUGUAAAGAACUGACCACACAACUAUGGGAGCCUGAGUCAGGACCCUCAGAACAGCUAUACAUCUGGGCAGGCAUAACAGCUUCCUGCCAUCCCUUGUCUAAGAACGCAGAGACAAGUGACACCCCGCCCCCACCCCCUGCAACAGGGCAAGCUGGCUAGCUGGAUUAGCUCUGGCUUCAAAUGGAAGGCCCUGCUCCCAUAUAUAAAGUGGAGAGAUAUUAAGGAAGAUAUUUGACAAUAACUUUAGGUCUCCAGAGGUACGUGCACACAUGUACAUCCACACCCAAAGUCACACAUGCAAAAGAAAGUGGACUAGAAUCAUAGUUAGUUCUUAGCACCUUACUGGAGUUCUUAUAGUGUGGAACUCUUGUCUUAUGGAACGAAUGUGGUAACAUUCCUACAUACAGGAGAUGGGUGGCCUCUCAGAGGGGCUCAAGUUUACCCAGAAGGCCAGUUAGUCUUUGAAGCUAGUCACUAUUCAGUUUAAUCCUUGGCAGCUAGUCUUCUUGACAUGAACUGUCUGAUUUUCGACACUAUAUAUAUAUAUAUAUAUAUAUAUAGAAAUAGAAGCAGCAAUCUAUUCAUUAUGCCAACUUUAUAGCUACUUCUGAAGACCUCAUGUUGUGCUUGCCUCUCAGAAAGAGAUGCCUACUCCUUACCUACUGCCUUCAGUAACAGCAGAGCUCCAUGGGGCUGUCCUUCAUGACAUUAUUCAAUCCUGACCUUCAUUGUGGUAUUAAUAUAAAGAAAUUUAGUCUGCAUACACGAGGUUUUGUGUUCCAACUUGCUUACUAUCCUGAGUGUCCAGGUCCCUCAUAGAGUCCAGAAGUCUCUGAAGGACUCUGAACAUUGCCAAAGGCUUCAGUGAGGGAGUCUAACAGGUCACUGCUAAAUCAAGGCUUCUAGAGAAAUGUUUUGCAGGGUGCUGCUUCAGUCAGAUUAUUUGCUGUUAGACACUGAGGCUCACAGUUUAGUGUGACUUAGUUCCAACUGUCCAGACUCCUUGCCUGGUAGAUGUAAUGUUCCGUUUUGUCAUGUGAAUUUGAAAGGUCACCAGGUGAGGGCAAAUGAAAGCCAUCACUGUGAUUUGGAAAUCAGCUCUCAGAAGCAGUUGAGUGACCUUCCUUGGACCUUCUGCAUGUCACAGUGCAUUUUAGGAUCUGUCAUAGACAAGGCUUAUGAAAGUAGCUUUUUGGGAAAUUGGAAGGAUAAGAGGGGUGGCUCACAGGAGCACAAAUGCAGACCCACAACUCAUAUCAGAGUUGAAACUGCUAGGUCCUUACUGCCAACUUCCCAGCUGGCUGGCUUGAAGAUGACAACAGCUCAGGGAGCCUUUGAGCAAGUGAAGAAAAUUAAAUCCUCAUUUCCCUGAAAAACUAAAUUCUCAGGUGGUUGCCUGACAGGGGUAAGGGGGAGAAUUUUUAAAUCAUGGCCUUUGUUGAUGUUCUCUGGCUUUUUCUUGGGAGGCUGCUUCAAGCAAUAACGUGAGGUAUGCGGUAAUCCUGUCAGGUGGUAUGCUGGGCUUUUAAGUCUUUUGCAGGUUGCCUGCUUACCCACACAAUUCACAUAGGAUCUGAAAAGCUUAACUUAUCAGGGAUGGAACUAGGUUUUACAGAGUUCCUUUAACCAAAUAGGCUUGCUACUUUUUCCUUUCUUCCUGCAUCUGCCAAGUCUUUCCGACCAUUUUCAUUGAUCUCACCAGAUGAGUAACACUUUAAAUUCCAAAGGCUUAAAAAUCAACUCCUUGUCAUUUUUUUUCCAAUUUAAUUCUUCACUCUUUGUCAUAUUUUCAUCUUCUUGCAUUAGUUCCCAUGGCAAUGUGUCUGUUGGCAGAGAAAAUUUAACUCUUUUAGUGUUGAUCACAAUGUAAAAUCCUUUUUAGGCAAGUGCCACAAAAACAAGCAGAGACUGGAAUUCUCUUGCUAAUACGUUUUAUCUCUUAUAUUGAUUUCCCAUCCUAUCCCCAAGCAAAGCUCUCACAGAAAAACAUGCAGAGGCCUUUGAGGCAGCUACAGCUUCAAGGAUUUAACCUUUGGCUUCCCAUGGCUUCCCGUUCCAAGUGUUAAAAAUAUGAAUGCAUCUAUCAGGGAUGUACAGAAGACAACUUUCAAUUUCUAUCAGAAACACCCAGUGUAUCUGAGGAAAUACACAUGUCCUAAAAUGAGCCUCAAGUCAGGGUCUAAUGGCAAGAUGAGAGGCACUUAAGCAGAUUUCCUCCCAGUAAGUAAAUGGCAAAGAGGCCAAGCAAGCUCUAAGUUCUUGAAAGAAGCAGCAAAGACUCAGGUGGAAAGCAAAUGACAUGGCUACUUGUAUGGGGGAAGCGGCACUUCAGUUCAGACAGUUUGUGAUCAAGUAUGAAAAAGCAAGCAACUGCAUCAGGCUUGAUGAUGUAUGCCUAUGAUUCCAGCAAUGGAAGGUCAAAGGCAGGAGGAUUACAAGUUUGAGGCCAGUCUGGGCUACAUGGGAAGAUCUUGCAAGGACUAGGAUUCAAGGUGCUAGGUUCAAUUCCUAGGACCUAAAAGGCCUACUAAAGCCUUUAGAAAUGCUUUAGAAA